CCUUAUCAUCCCCACCACCACCAUCUCCAUUUUCACACAUAUCUCAGAAAUCAAUGGUGUGAUUCAAUCUCACAGAAGAAAAGGGUCGUGGGUGGUCGUUUCUUCCUCUUCGGUCCAUCUCUCUCUCUAAAUGCAGGUUCUUUGUUGAUGGGAAGUUGAAGACGACUGAACCCAUGUGGAAAAUCUUGUGAAACGGGAGCUGGGCGGCAAAAGGGUGUUGUGAAAUGGCAUCCGAUCUGAAAGCUAAACUAUCAAAGAGAACAGAGUUUCUUAAUCUAAAACUGUGGGUUGUGAUUGGGAUAUUCGUGGCAUUAUUCAUUUUAAUCAUCCUUUUGGUGCUUUCUAUCAUUCUUAUCUGGCGAAAGAAAUCGAAAAGAACACGAGACUCGAUACCCUUUACUCAGAUUCCAUCUGUAUCAAAGGAAAUCAGAGAGAUAAGAGUUGAUCAUAAUUCAGCCAACAAGUAUUUCCCUCAUAAUGAUAAGGACUCAGAUAAACAACUCAAUUCUGUUCAAACAAGCUUAGAGAACUUUGGAAAUUCAGAAUCUGGCAGUAGAUCGGGUUCUGUGAACAAUUUAGGCAAAGAUGGCGAUAAAUCUCACUCGGGUGAGAAUCAAAACCAUAUAACAGCUCCUUCCCCUUUAAUAGGGUUGCCUGAGGUCUCUCAUCUCGGUUGGGGUCACUGGUUUACGCUUAGAGACCUGGAAACCGCUACAAAGAGAUUUUCAAAGGAAAAUGUCAUAGGUGAAGGUGGAUAUGGUGUUGUGUAUAGUGGCCAUCUGAUUAAUGGUACUCCUGUUGCAGUCAAAAGGCUUCUUAAUAAUUUAGGUCAAGCUGAGAAAGAAUUCAGAGUUGAAGUUGAGGCCAUUGGUAAUGUUCGGCACAAAAACUUGGUUCGGCUUCUCGGCUAUUGCAUCGAAGGGACUCAUAGGUUGUUGGUGUAUGAGUAUGUGAACAACGGUAACUUAGAGCAAUGGCUUCAUGGUGCAAUGUCGAAUCGCGGAUAUCUUACUUGGGAGGCACGGAUAAAGGCUCUACUUGGAACUGCUAAGGCUUUGUCCUACUUGCAUGAAGCAAUUGAGCCUAAAGUGGUUCAUCGAGACAUCAAGUCGAGCAAUAUAUUAAUAGACGACGAUUUCAAUGCUAAGAUCUCCGAUUUUGGCCUUGCCAAAUUGCUUCUUGCUGGAAAGAGCCAUGUCUCUACUAGAGUAAUGGGUACUUUCGGGUAUGUCGCUCCUGAAUAUGCUAACAGUGGUCGCCUAAACGAGAAAAGUGAUGUUUAUAGCUUUGGGGUUGUUCUCUUGGAAACAAUCACUGGACGAGAUCCUGUGGAUUAUAGCCGUCCAGCACAAGAGGUAAACCUUGUUGAUUGGCUUAAGAUGAUGGUUGGUAGUAGGCGUUCUGAAGAAGUUCUUGAUCCAAAGAUUGAGAACAGGCCAUCCACAAGCGCCAUUAAAAGAGCUCUUCUAACUGCUUUGAGGUGUGUUGAUCCGGAUUCUGAAAAGCGACCAAAGAUGAGUCAAGUUGCCCGUAUGCUUGAAUCUGAGGAGUAUCCCAUACCAAGAGAGGACCGAAGAAGGCGAAGGAGCAGCAAUACGGAGAGCAAUGAAACGGCCAGAUUGGAGAAUUCGGAUACAGAUAAGAGUGACAAUGCAAUAUUGAGGUUGGAUGGAAGAAGCCACCUCCCAGAAUGACAAAGUUUCCCAUUCAUGGAGUCAGUUUUCAUGAUCAGCUCUGUAGAUAUACAUAUUAUAUAUUGGUAUAGUGCAUUUUUAUUCAGAUAUUUUUAUUAUUGUGUGUAAAAUGGCAACCUAGGUCAUGUUUGUGGGGGGUUUUGUUUUAAUUUAUUUAAAUUAUUGUGGGGAAUUUGCUUUUGAUUGAUUGUAGAGAUAUGGUUAUUUAUUGGGAUUGAAUUCUGCAUUGCACAGUAAACCAUUUUUUACUCAUUCAA
This is a messenger RNA of Impatiens glandulifera, 1951 nucleotides long. RefSeq names its product probable receptor-like protein kinase At3g17420. Gene Ontology annotation, molecular function: ATP binding; protein kinase activity. Lineage: Eukaryota; Viridiplantae; Streptophyta; Magnoliopsida; Ericales; Balsaminaceae. Bases 225 to 1694 code for a protein of 489 amino acids. The transcript has 8 exons. The record is from RefSeq and is a predicted model, not a curated record. Gene Ontology annotation, biological process: protein phosphorylation.